This is a messenger RNA of Antechinus flavipes (yellow-footed antechinus), 2614 nucleotides long. It is a transcript of the gene CDR2, whose product is annotated as cerebellar degeneration related protein 2. The transcript is spliced from 5 exons. The coding region runs from base 249 to 1613 and encodes 454 amino acids. NCBI's taxonomy places the organism in Eukaryota, Metazoa, Chordata, Mammalia, Dasyuromorphia, Dasyuridae. The record is from RefSeq and is a predicted model, not a curated record.
UUUUGGAAAGUGCCACGUUUGGGGCCGCGGGCUGGGGAGAGCCGGCUCGGGGCUGCCUCGGGUGCGCCGGCACCUGGGCGCUAAACGUUGGCUGCCAGCCAGGAAACCAGAGCUGUCCCGGAGCCCGCUUUUUGUCAGGGCUCCUAGCCUGUGUGGGCGUUGGCAAAGACCCGGGUUGAGAGGAGCCGGGGGCAGCAGCCGGGGCGGAGGCGGUGGGACCGAGCUUGCUUGCCUGACACCCCGUCGCGAUGUUGGCGGAAAACCUGGUGGAGGAGUUUGAGAUGAAGGAGGACGAGCCAUGGUACGACCAGCAGGACCUACAACAAGAUCUGCAACUUGCUGCUGAGCUUGGGAAGACAUUGUUGGAUCGGAACACAGAGCUCGAGGAGUCUCUUCAGCACAUGUACACAACCAAUCAGGAGCAAUUACAGGAAAUUGAGUAUCUGACCAAACAAGUGGAGCUCCUACGACAGAUGAAUGAACAACAUGCAAAGGUUUAUGAGCAGCUGGAUGUUACCGCACGGGAACUAGAAGAGACAAACCAGAAGCUAGUUUCGGACAGCAAGGCAUCCCAGCAAAAAAUACAGAGUCUGACCGAAACAAUAGAAUGCCUACAGAGCCAUGUUGAUUACCUCCAGAACCAGAUGGAGGAGCUGAAGACGGCUAAUGGCAGGAGGGGGAGCCAGGAGAGGUGUGAGCAGCGAAAGUCGGUGCACAGUUUCUCGUGUCUGAAGGAACUGUAUGAUCUACGCAAGCAUUUCGUGUACGAUCACAUAUUUGCCGAGAAGAUAACCUCCAUGCAUAACCAGCAAACCCCUGAUGAAGAAGAAAAUGAGAACUUGAAAAAGACGGUCACAAUGUUGCAGGCCCAGCUGAACCUGGAGCGGAAGAAGAGAAUGACUAUGGAGGAAGAGUACGGGAUGGUGCUGAAGGAGAACUGUGAUCUGGAACAGCAGCUAGGCGCCUCUGAUGCCUACCGAGCUCGGGCACUGGAGCUGGAGGCAGAGGUGGCUGAAAUGCGGCAGAUGCUACAGACGGAGCACUCGUUUAUGAAUGGUGUUGAAAAGUUGGUACCGGAUUCAUUGUUUCUGUCUGCUAAAGAACCCAGCCAGACCCUGCUUGAGGAAAUAUUACUGGCUGGGCCAGAGUUCAGCAGAAAACCUCUCAAACGCAGCAGCAGUGACAUAGUCCUGAGUAGUCUGGCUGGGAGUGACAUCGUUAAAGGCCACGAAGAGACUUGCAUCAGGAAGACUGAGGCCAUGAAGCAGAGAGGGAUUUCCCUGUUGCAUGAAGUAGAUACCCAGUACAGAGCUCUGAAGGUCAAAUAUGAAGAACUGCUAAAGAAAUGCCAGCAGGAAGAGGACUCCCUGAAACAUAAAGCAGUGCAGACUUGCAGGGGUACCCCCCCAUCCCCGAAUAUGAAGAGCACAGAAGUUGAGCCGGUCCCCAGCAGCCAGGAACUGGCCAGCAUCAUUCCAGGCCCCAGUAGUCCAACCACCCCUCCUCCAGAAUAUAAAGCUCUCUUCAAGGAGAUCUUUAGUUGCAUCAAGAAAACUAAGCAAGAAAUAGAUGAGCAAAGAACAAAGUAUCAGUCUCGCUCACCACGUUCUUAGCUAAUUUGUUUGUAGUAUUCUAACUUUUGCUUUUAUACCUUUUCUGUCAUCUUAACACUUUAAACCAGAGUUUAUAAUUGAUCCAGGUUAUGCCGCAGCCACUGUAAAUGUUGCAAAUGAAGAUUCCCUCUUUGUUGAUCCCACAAAUGUAUGGAGCAAGGAGAGGAAGCAAAAUAGCUAUUAGGAUCAGUAGCUGUGACAAAACCAGCUGGCUCUGUGCAGAAUGGGCUGAUGCAUGGACUUGAAUGGAGUUUAUAUCCCAAGGAAGCUAUGUAGGGUAUAUGUAGAAGAAUUAUGUGUACUUAUAGUGGGAGGGUGGGGCCUGGAAACACUGGUAUUCAAAAUAGGCAAGUCAUUCUCACCCACAUGGUUAAAGUAGCCUAGUGUGAACAUUUAAAAAUCAGGUAAAAGUCAAUGUUUGAGGCAGCUAUCCUGAAAUGUGUACAGAGUACGUGAUUUUUGAAAACCAUAAAUUAGUUACAGAAAAUAUACCACAGAAUAGGCCAUUUGGCAAAUAUGAUUUGUAAUAGGGCAAACUAUUUUCUAAUUACAUCUUAUACGAGUUGGUUUUAAAUGUUAAAGGCAAGCUACUCAUCACUACUCAAAAGAACCAAAGGAGGGCAAGUUAUUCACAAAGCAUAUUUUGUGUACAAUGAACAUGGAGAAAUAGUUAUCCUCAGACUUGUUCUUAUAACAUACCUGUUUUCAAGAGCAUGUUUUCAGAAUGCAUUUAGAAAGGAAAAAUGGGAGGAGAGGGAAAGGGGAGAAGCAUGGGGAUUGUUCAUAAGUUCAUUAGGACCAAAGUUUUCUUUGCAAAAGCCACCUGUUUAUUAUGUAUAUUCCGUUUAUUAUGUAUAUUCUGUCUUAAUAGAAAGCAGUUUGUUGGCUGGCUGGCCAAAUAAACUCUUGCUCAAUUCCUAGAAUUUUUAUUUCUCACUAAUUGCAGAAGUUGUAAAAACUUAUUUCCUAUCUAUUUCCUUAUUAAACAGUAUUUGUUUCUA